Pocillopora verrucosa is the source of this 3411-nucleotide messenger RNA. Lineage: Eukaryota; Metazoa; Cnidaria; Anthozoa; Scleractinia; Pocilloporidae. The record is from RefSeq and is a predicted model, not a curated record.
UCCCCUGCGUUUUGAAACAAAGGGGAACCCAUCUGUCGGUACAAUGGAGAUAUUCUCAAAUAGCAGCUGGAAAACGCUUUGUACCAGUCAAUGGGAUGACGCAGAUAAAAAUUCAGUCUGCAUGGCCAUGGGCUACUAUAACAACGGUGUUUAUGCUAAUGGCACAUGGUACGCAGAACGUGGCAAUGCUUCAAUGUCCACCCACUACAACUGUACAAUUCCGACCACAUGUCAAAACAACGUGGUAAAGAAACAACAAGUCUGCGAAGUUCCUGUUCGCUUGAAAGGCGCAAAUGUGGAGUAUGGAGGAAGAGUGGAAGUAUUUUACAAGGGGAAAUGGGCGAAGAUAUGCAGGAAUGAAUGGGAUUUCAAUGAUGUCAAAGUUAUUUGUCGUCAACUUGGCUUUGAAGAGGCUUUGGCGGAAUUUGUUGGGUCAGAAGUGAAGGAUGAGAGAAUACCUUUUGCAAUGUCUGAUGUCUCUUGCACCGGAGAGGAGUCAGAACUUGCAUUAUGCAAUCGCCUUGAUGGAAAGUCAAAUAUUCCAUCUCAAUGUCAAUCGGAUGGCAAGGGUUCUCAAGCGUUGUGUCAACCAAAGAACAAGAAAGUGUUGCUUAGAGAUGAACUCUAUUUUGAUAUUGGUAGCGAAGAACGGCUUCACUGCUCUAUACAAAAUAAAACCAAUCAUGCUAGAUGGGUCAUCAAUGGGCUAAAGCUUGAAAUAACAAACUCUUCUUCUCGAAGGAUCAGGGCUGAAGACAAUGGUGAUCUGGUCAUUGAUGAUGUGCAACUGUCUGAUGGAGGAGUAUAUGAAUGCCAGAUAUUGGAACAUAUUCAAUAUUACAUUGUCUAUAUUAAUGCAAGAUUUACUGAGAAGACGCUGGACCAGCAAACCUUAACUGCGUACACGUCUGGCAUUAUAAGCUGUAGUGCUGAUGGAAAACCAAGUCCACAGAUUUCUUGGAGUAAGAAAGGAGGAAAGUCCUUAGAUUCGAGACGAUUCACUCAAGUACCCAGCGGCAGCCUGCGUAUUAGUUAUGUAAAGCCUGAAGACGAUGGAACAUUCACCUGUACCAUGAAACAAACUAAAGGACCACGGAUGGUCACAACCAAAGAUAAACACAUACGAGUGACAGUUAUAAUUCGACCAAAAGUGGAUAUUUCUGGAGCAAGCAAUCUCAUCAUAGAAGGAAACAGUGUGAACUUGACGUGUAAAGUUGUGGAGGGUCGGCCUGAACCACAGAUCACCUGGCUCAAGAAUAAUACAUUGCACAGACAGAGUUUGUCUCUCUUCUUUUCUGAGAUAACAAAGGGGGAUGAAGGGCGGUACACUUGUAAGGCAGAGAAUGCAGCAGGCUUUGACACCAAAGACAUUGACAUUUCUGUAAAAGUUCCACCCCGUGUUAGUGAUGAGUUUAGAAAUCUCACCAUUGCAUUGAACUCCACAUUUACAAAAAAGUGUUAUUUGAGAGGUGACCCACAAGUAUAUGUCAACUGGACCAAGGAUGGAGUGCUUCUUAGUAAAAACAACAGCCUGGUUAUUAGACAAGUGACGUUUAAAGAUAAAGGCUACUAUGAAUGUAGUGCUAGAAAUGAUUAUGGAAAAGCAAACUCUUCCUUCUGGAUCGAUGUCACAGUAUCUCCCCAGAUUAUAGAGCCUCCAAUAAACCAGUCUGUUACCGAGGGAAACUCUGUGAACUUCAGUUGCCGAGCCUCAGGUGUGCCAACACCAACAUUAGUCUGGGUUUUUAAUAAUGCUGACCUGCCAUCUGGUAUCAAUCAAUUCAAUCACGAAGGAGAAUCAUUCCUGGAAUUUUUAAUCGUCACAAAAGGGAUGGAAGGGACUUACAAGUGUAAAGCGAAAAAUAAAGCAAAUACCAGUAUUUCCUUUGCAACACUGCGUGUUUACGGAAAAAGCUCUGCUCAAGUUUUUCCAGGUUGGUAUCCACCACUCACAGUAACAAGCUCCCUCAAAUUGACCUGCAUUGUCAACGAAGAAACAACAACUGUAACUUGGAAAAAAGAUAAAGACUCACCACCCGAAAGAGCAAAGAUUGAUACACGAUUCGAUGAAAAAAUUAGUGAACUUACUAUAACUGAAGUUAGGAAGACGGACAGUGGUGUGUAUAAUUGUGAGGCACGUAACAAGCUCGGUUUUGUUGCCAGGUCAUCUGUAACAAUAGAUGUCAAAGGUAAUUUCAACACUCUGUGGUAUUACAUUAAUGGAUCAGUGGCGGCAGCGCUUGCCAUUUCGCUAAUUGCCUGGCAUUUCUGGAAGCGUCGAAGGACAGCUAUGGCUCUUCCUGACCAAGAGCAGGCAAUUCAGAUGGAGCCAUUGAAUGCACAGGUAGAUGAGUGGGAGGUUGCGGUGAACCGUGUCCUGCUACAAGACGUCAUUGGACGAGGGGCGUUCGGAGCCGUGUGGAGAGCUCUCCUGAGUUCACCCAAUGGACAACCUGGAAACCGGACAGUGGCUGCUAAAUGUUUUACGCCCACUGCUGGAGAGGAGGGAAGGAAAUGUUUGAUGAGAGAAAUUGAGCUAGGGAAACUUAUCGGUGAAAACGUUUCGCCAAACAUUGUAAAGUUCAUGGGCUGCGUUACGACAGAAAUUCACCCCAUACUCAUCAUGGAGUACUUGCCAUGUGGUGAUCUGCUUGGCUACCUGAGAAAAUGCCGAGGAGUGAGGGAUCGGUACUAUCUUGGUGAGGGAAGAGCUCAGGAUCUGAACAACUACGAUCUCGUGCUGUUUGCCAAACAAAUCGCCGCCGGCAUGGUGUUCCUUGGAACGCGAGGGAUCAUCCAUCGUGACCUGGCGGCUCGAAACGUUCUCCUCGAUAACAACUAUGUUUGCAAAGUGACGGACUUUGGUAUGGCAUAUCAAAGCUUCAAGUAUGGCCAUGGAAAUGCCAAAAAGGGACGUUUGCCAAUCAAAUGGACUGCACCAGAGAUUCUGCUUGGAGAACUUGCUGGACUUUCCACCUUGAGUGAUGUGUGGUCCUAUGGAAUCGUUCUGUAUGAGAUAGUUACCCUUGGAGGAAUUCCGUACGACGGAUGGUCAGAAGGCAUGGUGGUUGUAGAGGUCACAAAGGGAUAUCAGAUGCCAAAGCCCGAUCAUGUUGAUAACAAACUGUAUGAUAUAAUGAAAAGGUGCUGGAAUCGAAACCCUAACUUCCGUCCUCCCUUUGAAAACCUGCGACAAAGAAUGGACAAAUACAUUCGUGAAGAGACAUACUUGGAACUUCUUAACAUGGGCGCUUAUGACAAGGCAAAAUAUUCCAGGGUUGAAGAUCUCGGAGGUGAAGAUGCAGGACCAAGUGAGAAAGUUGCAAAGAGGGCCUCAGCUAAGAGAUUGGGAAAAUGGGCCAGUGACCGUCGUUAGGGUAUAUAAUCGUCACUUCUCGGUGCUAAACUAAG